AACCUCUCGGCAACGAAAACCUUAAACCCCUUUCUAGAGCAAGCAGUGUGCGUGAGAUCGAUGAUGGCAUUCAGAAGUCUCCGGAACACUCGGAAUGUUUAUCAAGCAUUGGAGAUUCGAAAAACAUCGCACCUGUUUGGAAACUGGAGGAGCUACUCGAAUGCUGGAAUAGAAGCUCCUGAGAUCAUUAACAAGCGAAACCCUUAUUGCUUCAAGGUCCAACAUUGUCUACCUUCUUUCAUCCAUGGUGGUAAUAAGAUACUUCAUACUGUAAAGGUUGCUGAAUUAUCAAUCUUCUUGAAUGGUUCACGGAAUUUAUCAACACAAGUGAAAGCCCCUGCCCAGGCGCGAAAAAUGGGGGCUUUAAAGGUAUCCAUGCUAAGUCCUGGAAUCAUAUAUGAGCCAUAUGGUCCUCGUGAGCCUAUUUCUUUUUGCCGAAGGUGGUUCACGAGGACUGGAUGGAGAAGAACAAAAGAUGAUAUUUUUCUAGAGCUAAAAAAUGCAUAUGCUAUUGCCAAAUUGAGAAAAUCUGGCUACUCAAAGAAACAAUUCUAUGCUGAAGCUGUGAACUUAUAUAAAGAGAUAAACAUCUUAAUGGCAAAUGGUGACAAGACAACAUUACGGAAAAUGGUUACCGAGCAUAUGUAUUCCGCACUGAAGAGUGAAAUUAAGCAAAGAGAAUCUAGAUGGAGUAAUGUUUACUGGGAACUGAUAGAGCCAGUCAUAAAAAUCCGAACUUUACGCGCUCGAAUGAUUGGAGUGGAUCGUGAUGAUCUGAGUAAAGUAUUUAUACAGCUCACACUUGAAUUUCUCUCCAAACAGAAAUUUGAGGCCUAUGAUUCCAAAGGAAAUGUGGUUGCUGGAAAUAGAGAUAAGGAGGUCCUUGUUCGUGAUAUUUGGGUUUUUGAAAAAUCCCAAUUUCACCCUGGUGCAUAUUGGCGUCUUUGUGGACGAAUUCCUGUAAAACCAGGUAAUUAUGUAAUUGGGUCAUUUGUUGAUUGGUUUCAAGGCCAUGCUACAAAGACAGUUGUUUUAGGUGGCUCGAGCCCACGAACCAUAACGGUUCUUGAAGACGAGCUUGACCGUUAUGGACCACUGGUGCCACCCAAAGUGCAUGGUGUGGGGACACAUGUUGGCUCAUUGUUGGCUAAACCAAAAGUGGUACGGAAAUCGGUGAGUAUUAAGCAUGAAGUGGAGUUCAUUGAGGAUUAUGUAAGAAAUAAUAAGGGAAAGAGGAAGAAAAUUGAGCAAUGGCCUUCAAUGGAGAUUGAAGAGGAUGAUGAAAUUAAGCCAUUGAAGUCCAUUCUAAAGGUGGGUUCCAUUCUAGGCAAAUCUAAUUAG
Molecule: messenger RNA, 1341 nt
Organism: Lactuca virosa
Lineage: Eukaryota; Viridiplantae; Streptophyta; Magnoliopsida; Asterales; Asteraceae
Source: the annotation of a GenBank genome assembly